Lates calcarifer (barramundi perch) is the source of this 3576-nucleotide messenger RNA. RefSeq names its product ER degradation enhancer, mannosidase alpha-like 1 (gene edem1). Gene Ontology annotation, biological process: mannose trimming involved in glycoprotein ERAD pathway; endoplasmic reticulum mannose trimming; carbohydrate metabolic process. Gene Ontology annotation, molecular function: mannosyl-oligosaccharide 1,2-alpha-mannosidase activity; calcium ion binding. Gene Ontology annotation, cellular component: endoplasmic reticulum; membrane. NCBI's taxonomy places the organism in Eukaryota, Metazoa, Chordata, Actinopteri, Centropomidae. The transcript has 12 exons. The record is from RefSeq and is a predicted model, not a curated record. The coding region runs from base 158 to 2074 and encodes 638 amino acids.
GGCCGGUUUGUUGACAGGAAGCGUUUGAAGCGGAAUCACUACAACCUCCCUGUGCUUGUAGUUUAGCCUGACAAACAGAGGGUUCCCCAUUCGUUCAUCCCCCCUGUCGGUGUGUGGACUUAUAAAUUAUGCGUUGUAAGAUCGUACCGGGGCAAAGAUGCAAUGGAGGUCAAUAGUAGUUGGCCUGGUCGUACUGAGACUCUCCCUCAGCUGUGUGCUGUGGCUAGCCUUCGGACUGGGACCUAACGUUAGCUGGGGGUUCAACUUCCACCUCAGUUUCAAUUUGCACAAAUUGGAUUUGUUGUUCCGGGAGGAAAAGGGAACCGAGCCGAAGGGAAACUCGUGGUCCCAGCGACUACACGGGCAGAGAUAUGAAGAGACGGCGACCACCUGUGCGAAGGUGGGACAGGAGUCACCUAAGAGAUCUUACCUGAGCUUCUUCGAUGGCAACAAGGACGAGUACGUCCGGAGAUACAGCUCCUUUCCCGACACGCUGAAAGUGAAAAUGAAGGACAUGGCUAAAGAAAUGUUCUAUUUCGGAUAUGACAAUUAUAUGAAAUAUGCCUUUCCCGAGGACGAGCUGAAUCCCAUUGACUGUGAAGGGAGGGGACCAGACGUGCUAAACCCGUCAAACAUCAACAUAAACGACGUCUUGGGGAACUACUCUCUGACGUUAAUUGACACCUUAGACACUCUGUUGGUGCUUGGCAACGUGACAGAGUUCCACAGAGCCGUCAAGCUGGUUAUAGAUACUGUAUCUUUUGACAAGGACUCAACUGUGCAAGUUUUUGAGGCAAACAUCAGGAUCCUGGGAAGCCUUAUCUCAGCUCACAUCCUGCUGACUGACCCAAAACAUCCAUUUGGCAAGGUGGGGUUUGAAGGUUACGAUAAUGAGCUGCUUCACUUGGCUCAUGACCUGGCUGUCCGCUUACUGCCGGCCUUCGAGAACACCAGCACGGGCAUUCCUUACCCCAGGGUGAACCUGAAGAACGGUGUCCCUCCUGAUAGCAUCAAUGAGACGUGUACUGCAGGAGCUGGGUCCCUGCUGGUGGAGUUUGGGAUUUUGAGCCGCUUGAUUGGCGAUUCCACAUUUGAGUGGGUGGCCAGACGAGCUGUCAGAGCUCUGUGGAACCUGAGGAGCAAUGAAACUGGUCUGUUAGGAAAUGUUGUUAAUAUCCAAACAGGCCAGUGGGUUGGCAAGCAGAGUGGCCUUGGAGCUGGUAUGGACUCUUUCUAUGAGUAUUUGCUCAAAUCGUACAUCCUUUUUGGUGAAAAAGAGGACUACAGGAUGUUCCAAGCUGCUUAUGAUAGCAUACAGAACCACCUAAGGAGAGGGAGAGAGUCUUGUAACGAAGGAGAGGGAGACCCACCUCUCUAUGUUAAUGUGAACAUGUUCAGCGGUGAGAUCAUGAACACCUGGAUUGACUCCCUUCAGGCCUUCUUUCCUGGGCUGCAGGUGCUGAAUGGCGAUGUAGAUAAUGCCAUUUGCCUGCACGCCUUCUACUAUGCCAUCUGGAAGCGAUUUGGAGCUUUGCCCGAGAGAUACAACUGGCAGCUGCAGGCUCCUGAUGUGCUCUUCUACCCCUUAAGACCAGAGCUGGUGGAGUCAACCUACCUGCUGUACCAGGCGACCAAAAAUCCUUUCUAUUUGCAUGUUGGAAUGGAUAUUCUUCAGAGCCUUGAGAAAAAUGCCAAAGUCAGAUGUGGGUACGCCACUCUCCACCACGUCGUGGACAAAUCCAAAGAAGAUCGCAUGGAGAGCUUCUUCCUCAGUGAGACCUGCAAAUACCUUUACUUGCUGUUUGACGAAGACAACCCACUUCACAAAUCCGAUAACAAGUACAUCUUCACUACAGAGGGCCAUGUUGUGCCUAUAGACAAGCGCUUCAGGGAGAAACAGUGGAACGACUUGUUUCCAUGUGAGGAGGGGGCACUGGCAGAAAGAGAGCCAAAUGCCCGGCCACCUCCUAGCAACAUCAGCAAUUGUGACAGGAUCCCAGAGGAGCGACGGUACGCUCUGCCAUUGAAGAGUGUCUACAUGAGGCAGAUCGAUCACAUGGUGGGACUUUUCUGAGUAAGAGGACGCAUGUUGUGACGGUGGCACACACCAGCCUUCAGUACACGUCCUGAGGUGCAGAUGAAGUAAGUUAGAGAUCCACUGCUGUUCACAAUCCUCGUCCUGUCUGUUUCGCUGCUCAGGAUCCAGACAGGAAACUGACACUAAGGGAAACCUGAGAAAGCAGUUUGAUUACUUGCUGUAUUAAUUAAAAAGUGCGUGUGGGUGUUUCUGCUCUUUCAUGCGCGAGCAUGCCAUCAACAGAGACGAACAACUUCUCUGCUGGAAAACGAGGAGUCAUGCUUCAUUACUUUCUGGCCGGUGAUGAAUUGAGAUUGUGGUUUUAGAAUAACUGGUGUGUUUCUGUGGAGCAAAAAAAUAAUGUCUGUUCAAGUGUGUGUUCAGGUAUGAGUGUGUAUGCAUUGUGUGUAUGUGAUGAAAUUACAGCUAAGCUGUGAAUCACAAUAUUGUGUUUAUGGGAACAGUGCCAUCUAGCCACACAUAUGUAAAAUAGACAGCCUAUAAAAACUCACCUCUAAAAUUUUUUCUCUAAACAUGAUGAUUAGUGCCUCUUUGCAGUUGAUUCACUUGACCAGAUCAGUGCUUUUACAUAAGGGCUGCACAUAAACAGAUGAUAACAGGUGAUGACUUAUGCACACACUAACUCUGCUUGUUGUGAGGUUGUAUGUUUUAGAUUGUGCCUGUAGAAGCUUUGUUGGUCUUUUGUAGGCCUGAGGCCGGUGUUGCAACAGUUGUCACGUCUCUCUCCCUCUACUCGAUUUGCUUUUCCUUCUGUUUGCUGAACAGGAUUAGCCACAUUGCAGCCGUUUUAGAAAAGCUUCUGUCUUACCUUUGGUUUUGCACAUUUGUCAAGUAAAACUUAACAGGGAGUAACAGAUGACAUGAAACCAAACUGCUUCCUGCCUGUUAGCUGUAGACACAUUUCUGGUAAGUGUUCAUCUCUCAGGCUUCUACUUACUCAAUGUCUUACAAAGGGCAAACAGAUGUGCUGUGACUGUGUGAGAGAAAGGUUCGGGAUGACUCUCAAUGUUUUAAAGUGCCUUCAAAUUUGUCAGUCAUUCUGGAUGCUGUACAGUGCAUAUCAGUUGGGGUUAACGUUGUUGAGUAUUUUUUUUUUUUUUUUUUUUUUGAGGCCACUGUUGAUAUUGCACAAUAGGUGUCAUUCCAUGUGUAUGUACAGUUUUACACUGAUUAUGACAUAAAGCUCCUUUUUUUUAGACAUGACAAAAACAAGCCAUAAGAUGUAUUUUUAACAUUAAUAAGUGAAAACAUAUUAGUUUUUCAUAAUUUUUCUGUCAGUCAUACUUCGUAACACAGACCCUCCUGCAUAGUUUCUGAUUUGUUCUUUAGAGAGGAUGGAAGCUGUCAUUUGCUGUUUCGCUUUCACGUAAUUGCACAUCAUAUCUAAUAAUUGUCAUGUGGUGAGAACUCAGGGUUUAAAGGAAAAACAAAAAUCAAUGAAUGCUUUUUGUAAAAAAAAUAAUAAAUUCUUGAAAUGU